Molecule: messenger RNA, 8897 nt
Organism: Gigantopelta aegis
Lineage: Eukaryota; Metazoa; Mollusca; Gastropoda; Neomphalida; Peltospiridae
Product: protein FAM149B1-like
Exons: 17
Coding region: 589-2556 (655 amino acids)
Source: RefSeq, a predicted model, not a curated record
AGGAACAAAGACUUUACAAAGCCAUUUGGGCUGUAUGAAAAGAAAGCUAGGUUUUGCCAAGUUCAGAAUGAACUUGAUGACUUGAAAGUGGAGCCAGGUAAUGGAUUUUGUUUUUCUUAAAAAAAACUUUGUGGUGAAUUGUAAAAUAUUGCAUUAUUGGCCAUACAGAACACAGGUUCUGCAGUGUGUGGUUUUUACAUUCAAAAUAACACUAAUUCUCUUGAAAGUGACUUCCUGUCAUUGAAGUUGUGAGAGAUGUUUUUGUACUUGGACUUUUGGAUUAUUUAAUACAAGAAGUUAAUCAAGAUUGCAGGGAGUGUUUUUUUUUUAUAGUAUACAUAUAGACUGUAGAUGUUCUUUAUACAGACUUCAGGAUUCUUUAACAGAGAAUGCAUACAGUCAUAUUUAACACAAUUUUAACAUGCCAGAUGGCUUGAAAGUGACUUUCAUUCAAUGAACUUGAAAAAUAAAAGACUGGAGACUUAUAGAGAUAUAUUUAUUUAUUGAAGUUAUGAACCUCAGGAUUAUUGAACACAGAAUGCAUGUAGUCCUUUUCAAGACGUGUUUUUCGACCAGUUAACAUGCCCAAUGACCGUCCCACAUAUUGUGGAGAGCGCCCUGCUCCCUUUUGGGUCGAGUAACCCACUGGGGGGAGUGCGGUCACGCGCCUGCUAUACACUGGCAUACUCGGGACGGCCCAGGCAACACAGCAUUCAGCUUCCACACCUGUUCCAGGGGCGGGGACCUCACUCGUCCACAUCGUCGCGCGUGUCCACGCGGGUGAUGACCAUUUCGUCAUCCGGACCGUUUCUCCAUGAUGCCAGUCUAGAAGAUGUUUUGGUUAUCAGAGGGCGAGGAUUGUCACGUACUCCCUUGGGUGAUCACCCCCCACCAGAACUUCAUGAUGGCAACAUCGUCGCUCCAUUCUUCCUGCAAAGUAUUCGCGAGCCAUUGUCGAGUAGUUCGACAACACCCACUAGUAGCGGUCGGUCGUCACCGUCGACAGAGGACAACAGUCUGUUGUCGACAUCCCAGGGUUCACAGGGCUACACCACGGAGAGGAGUAGCAUCGACUCGUCAUACACAUGGGCGGAAUUUUACCGCCAAGCAGCCAGGACAGUGACGCAACACCUGGACGUUAUCGAGGGGGUGUUGUUUGAAGGUAACAAUGAGAGCACACCCGACGUCCAUCAGGAGUGUCAGGAAUGGAGCUCACAGUUCCCACAUCUCAGAAUACUGGGUCGUCAGAUAUUGGCACCACAGGAAACUGGAUGGACAAGUAUUCCCAUGGAGGGAAUAGGCAGUGAUCUGCAAGAUGUCACUGAUAACGACACCAGCAUUUCAGCUGAUUCUCAGGGUUUAUCACUGACGGGUCGACAUGUAAGUGCCUGUAAGGCCCCCGUCGAGGCAGCAGCUCUUAUCUCUGAUCAGGGCCAUUCCGAGUACGCGUUCUUGGUAGAAGACAUUUACGUGGAGGACGGGGUGUAUGAGGAAAUCAUAGCCAUCGAUUAUAAAGACAUUCACGAAGAUCUAGACAACAAGAAGCAGAUAACGCCCCGGCGGCGGCGAAUUGGUUACCCACCCAUUACUCCGAAUGCCUGUCUCAAAGACAGCGUCACAAGUGCAGUGUUCGAUUUCAUGUGGCAAGAGAUUAUUUCUUGGAUGAGGACAGUGAUAAAAGAAUUCUCUAUUUUACUCGAGUCCAAGCUUCAUGGUGCCACACCACUAGGUUAUCCCUUACAUGACCCGACUCCCUCAUCUCGUGAACCAUCAUAUGCACUACAGCACAGGCAGCAUCAGCUCUACCCUUUACAGCGAGCUCACACACAUCUAGGAGGCAGCACUGACAACCAGAAAUCAUUUGAGGAUCUCUUGCACAUUUCUCCCAUAGCUCUCAAGGAUCGACAUGUACCCAUGGAUCCCAGCGAGUCGCAGGCAUUAACAACAGCCAGACCGGGAACCAGUCUACAGAUGAGACGCCCAAUGAGUGUGAGGCCCACACAGAAACCAAAAGGCCGUUUAGCUCCCCUUGCGAUUGACAGGUCAAAAACUCCCAAUGGUGAGGAUGAACGAAACACGCAAAUAGCCAACGAUGCUUUACUGGUUAAGAAAAUAAUGCCAAACAGCAUGAAUCGUCCAGGCUCACCACCCCCCAGUUCUGCAUUCCACCGAAAUGGAGCUCUUCCACCUCUGGAAAUGCUAGAUCCAUCUACGAGAAAAUACAGAGCUAGUAGUGCUAUAGAUAACAAAGAUAUCCGAGCCAAUAACUUCCGAGAACGUGCCAGUCUGGCUAUAGAUCCACGACCCAGCACAACAUUUGAAGUCCGGUCCGACAUGCAGUUUGUUGGGAUUGGCCGCCGGUCCUCCACUCCGUUAGGGCAGUAUAGUCAAAACACAAGAAAUCAGUUUCUUGGGAAUAAAACUCUUGGUAUUACGGGUAGCAGAGUGACUGGGUCGCAGCCACCAGACAUUGUAGAAGACCACGAGGGACCCAUGGAAGGCCAGGUCCAUCCACACUGGACAAAAGUAUCUCGAUGGAAUGUGGAUGAUAAAUAGUACAACUUCAAAUCCAUCGGGGAUGAAAUCGUACCGCAGAGGUCGAACAUCCAGUUCCCUGGUCCCCACGUGAUUCUGCUGAAUCUGUGCCGGUCCCCACGUGAUUCUGCUAUAUCUGUGCCGGUCCCCACAUGAUUCUGCUGAAUCUAUGCCGGUCCCCAUGUGAUUCUGCUCUAUCUGUGCCGGUUCCCACGUGACUCUGCUGAAUGUGUACCUGGGCACUAUAAGAGUUGUUAGUGCGCAUUUGUUGUAAGAUGAUAUCAUGUGUAUGCAGCUGACAGUGAAACUGUGUUUAGAGUGCUAGUCUUAUUGUAAAGAACAUUCAUGGAUACAGGAAACACUUACCUCAAAGAAAAAACUAAACAAUUCAUCUACCUUUUGUUCUCAGAGAUGAGUAUUGACCGUUUGAUGUCAAAACAGUUAUUGGACAUCUUGAUGUCAAAACAGGAUGUUAAAACAUUUAUUGGACAUCUUGAUGUCAAAACAGUUAUUGGACAUAUUGAUGUCAAAACAGUUAUUGGACAUCUUGAUGUCAAAACAUUUAUUGGACAUCUUGAUGUCAAAACAGUGAUUGGACAUCUUGAUGUCAAAACAGUGAUUGGAAAUUUUGAUGUCAAAACAGUGAUUGGACAUUUUGAUGUACCGGUAAAAAGAAAAAAGCUGUAUUGCAAUUGUUUAGCUUUUGCUGCCUUAAAGAAAACAGGAUUGCAUUCAGUUACAGCAAGCAAUGCUAACAUUCGCAAACAAUUUGAUUUGUUCCUGAUGUGGUCAUUCUGUUUAACAUGGAGAUAGAAAACCAGACUAGCAAGAAUUGUUUUUCUUUUUGCUAUAUCUGGCUGGACUAAGCCCAGUUGUUCAUCUAUUGGUGUCUCGUGGAAACUGUUCUCUACAUUUUGAUGUCUUGAAGAAAUUAAAGAAAACAGUUUUAAUACCAAAUAAAACAGUUGGCUGUCGUUCUUGUGUCUCAAAACAUUGUCUACUGUUUGAUGUCAAACAAAAACCAUUGUUUGAGAUCUCGAUGAACAGAACAUUGAACUUACUAGAACUUGUGAAUAUUAGACACAUAUUAAACAAGCAAGAGUAGUCCAGUGAUGAAAUCUUUAUUCUGAAGUCAACAAUUGGGUUGAUUUGGACGUUUAAAAUGCCAUUUACUUUAUUCUGAAGUCAACAGUUGGGUUGAUUUGGACGUUUAAAAUGCCAUUUACUUUAUUCUGAAGUAAAAACAGGCAGGUCAACUUGGAAUUUUAAAAAGCUGUUUACUUUAUUCUGAGGUCAAAAUAAACAUGCUGUCUUGGACUUAUAAAAAGCUGUUUACUUUAUUCUGAGGUCAAAAUAAACACGAUCCCCCUCCAAACCUCCCCCGAAGUUCCCUUGGCAUUCCAUCUCAUGUCACUGGGGCUCCCCUAAAUGGAUUUUCUGGAUCCGCCACUGGACCUUCAACAACCUACCAUGGUCAUAUCCAAGUGAGGUGCAAAGAUGACUGUUAUGGGCACCAUCUUAAACAUUACCAAAGACCUUCCAUCCAUACCAACAUUUGUUAAAAGCUGACCAGUCUAAAUAUUGGAUACUUGUGAGAUGAAAUGAGUCAACUCAACCUUGUUUAUUAUGCUGUCUAUUCAAAGAAGACUGCAAGAACCCUUGUAACAGCUACUGGGAUAAUAGAUUUGCAAAUCCUCCUGUGAAUGGCAGUCAACUUGUCAUCUCUUUAAAUGGAAAAUUAUCAACAGCAAGGUGGUUUUUCAGAACAAUUUUAUUUAUAACAAUUACAGUAAUUAGCCACAGCACUGAUUGCCCACAAGACAGUAACACUGAUCGACUAAUUAGGAACAGACUUUUGUACAUCUUUAAUUAAUAGUGCCAUUGCACAAAGAAACAUUUUAAGUAAGCUUAUAUAUGUGUGACCACACACGAAGAGGAAUAAGUAAGUAAGCUUAUAUAUGUGUGACCACACACGAAGAGGAAUAAGUAAGUAAGUAUAUACUGGAAUUGCUAUGUCAGUGUUUAGAAAGAUGAUAAGGACAAAUGAAUUGUGCAGGAAGACUAAAAUGAAAAAAACAUAACUAAACAUUUUCUGGUUCUAGGCAAGAAGGCAGAUUUGGCUUUAUCACACUGAUAUAGCCAUGGUGUUUUAUUGGUAUGUGUGUUGGGGGAGGCACCCAAACAAAUUCCUACCACAGUAAGUCCUGUUAGGAUUGUAAGACCGGCCAAUAUAUUAAAUGGACGAAAAACAAUGUGAUAUGAGGAGGGCGAUGGUCUCUGUGAUCGAAGGUGCCUGACCCCCUUGGAGGAGACUUCUGAACAGUAAUCUUUAUAUUUAUCUGGCCCUUACGACAGGUGAAAUCGGGAUAAGAAGAAAAUGUUCCAAGUUAUCAUUAGUUUAAAUAGACCAGCUCAGCUGAGGAUUCAGCUCUUUAAUACACAGGUAAUAAUCUUGACUACUAAGUCCACCUAUAUUGCCAUGUUAUACCACAACAGACUUACUGAAAGAAGUAAAAUUACAGUUGUGCUUUUAGAUUUGAGAUUUCCGCUUGCAAGAUUGUGGUCGGCAAAGAUUGUGGUCUGUGGUCAGCAAAGAUUGUGGUCUGUGGUCAGCAAAGAUUGUGGUCGGCAAAUUGUGGUUGGCCGAGGACAACUGUUCAGAAAUAUGAUUAACAAAUUAAUGUUGGUGUUGUCACUUUCUGCUAAUUCUUAACACACAGGCUGAGCUGAAAAUGUUGGUUAUGAAAGCAGAUUUAUUGAACUAUAUUUUAUUUGUGACUUAAAGCGACAACAGAAUCAUGGAUGAAGAUGCAGAUACAGUAACACCACUGUGUUUAGCUGUGUGUGUGUGUGAGCGAGUGUGUGAAUACCUCAGACUAGGAAACAUGCUGUUCAGGAAACCAAUAUCGCACUGUAUAAAAGGCUGGAUGGUUUCUAUAUAGACUAAAUAUUCUUGAAAACAAGUUUUGAAUUAGAAACUAGAACAUUACGACCACCUACCUCAAUUCCGAGGGAAGACUUUCUAUAAUUAGGACUGAACUAAAAUUACAUUUAAUGAAAUGGUUUCCGUGAUUUUGUAACAUGUACAUAUAUAUAUGUACUGACAUGUAUAUAUAUACAUAUACACUAAUGACAGCUGUUUUAAAUGAGAUGCCUUUCUAUGAUGGAUAUUAUCAAGUUACUGUGAUAAAUAUUUUUUAAUAAUGUUGUUGUGAUCAUGUUACAUAGCCAUGUUGUUUCUCUGUGUUCUUCUGUAGUAGGCCAUACCCUGUAUGUGAUAUCUAUAUAUAUUAUAACUUUGUUAACACAGACAGUAAUUUAAUGUAAUUUUUUAUAUUAUUAUUGAUUUAUUUUAACAGAUUUACCAAACUACAUGUAUUCUAAAAAUAAAAAAAAUAAAAAAAUCAUCAUUAUGUGCUGCAAUCUGACAGACUAGUAAAUCUAAAUUCGCCAUGGUUCAUAUUAUGUUCAUUCAGUACUAUAACUGAUUUUUAUUUUUGACUGGCCAUCGCACAAAGAUCCAAUUUUGAACUGCCAUUUUGAUUUCCAUUGUUUUGGAAAAGAUGUAGCAAAAUUUCCAUGUCAUUGAUCACCAUGUUUUAAAAUAAUUUAUGCAAAAAAUUUCAAUUAAUUAAAAAAAAAAAAAAAUCUUUAAAAUAUCAAAUAUAUCAAUCAAUUUACUGUUAAAAUAGUCAGGUUACAGCAAAGUCAUCUUUUCAAGCCUAGUAUCCAGUUCAGGGGUCAAAACAGCCCUAUCCCAGCUGCCUCACCCAAGCAAAUUUUCUCCUUUUUUUCCAAUAUAUUUUAUAGGGUAGCAUGACUUGAUCUCCUCAUGAACAUCACUAGCCACACUCUAGAUCCCCUGCACAUGUGCCCGCUAUUCUGUACCACCUCCAUACAUGUAUCUAACCCUGGCACACAUAGCAGGGUUUUCUGAUGUUGGAAGUAUUAAACAUCCUGCGUUACUAUCAGUUUAAAAAAGUGAUAUAUGUCCCUUGCAUAAUGGCACUGCUGACCUAUCACAGCACAGUUAAUAUUUGACAAACCCAGUGAGAUGCAUUCGUAAUAAUCAAAUAAAAUGUUAUGACAGCAAUUUGACUUCAAAAGUUUAUUAACUACAGUAGGUAUAUACAAAGUGAUGUCAUUUCAUUAUAGUGAUGUCAUUGAAGUUUUAAAAUGUAAUGUUUGUCAAUACAUCAUGGCAAAUAAAUGGACAUGGCCAUUGUUUACUAUAGCAACCAAAAAAUAACGAGCAACGUGAUUCUCUCAACCAAGUCUUAAUUACUACUUACUAAUUACUGCAUCCAAUGAAAUUGAAGUACUUCUGACAUCAGAAAAUUGGGUUUUGGACUGGGCCAAACAUCCAAUCAAAUGGCUAAAAUUUUACACUACCAAACCCAUAUUUUAAAAUUCUUAUCCAGGAGACCAAAAAAUGCUUAUGCUGAAGUAUUACAUGGCCCAUUGAUUCUGUACAAUGUAUUUCUGAAAGGUGGGAUGGGUUUUGGGGGUUUUUGGGUGAAAUUCUGCUAUGCACUAGUUACAAUAGGACACUGUCUUGAGAUCAACGGCUGUGGUAUGUGCUGUCCUGUGUGAUAAAGUAUAUAUAAAAGAUACCUUGCUACUAAUGGGAAAAUGUAGCGGGUUUCACCUGAAAACUCAGAAUUAUCAAAUGUUUGAUAUCCAAUCGCCGAUAAUUAAUCAAUGUGCUCUAGUGGUGUCAUUAAACAAAGAGAAUCUUUAAUUGUCUUGAGCUUCUGUCUAUGUUAGGAAAUAACUAAAAACUUGCUUGAUGUAUAAAAAUGUGUAUUCAAAGCAAGAAGUUGUGUUUCAACUGGAUGUACUUUACAUUGUUUUUACAGGAUCAUGUACCUUUAAUAGAAUUAAUAGUACACUGAGGAAACCUAGGUGAAAGGGUUAAUCUAUAUAAUAUAUACAAAAUUAAUUAAGGGCCAGUUGAUGGUUUGGUCAGUUUUUGUCAAGUUUUGAUCACAGAGAAUUUUUAAGCGUUGAAUGAGUAAAUUUUGACAACUGAAGCAAGUUGUAAAACCAUAAAACAAGUAAAUUUUGACCACUCAUGCAAGCUUGUAAAACAAAAAAAUAAGUAAUUUUUUUUUUUAAAUACCAAGUAAAUUUUGACCACUCAUGCAAGCUUGUAAAACCAAAACAAAAAAAAGAGUAAAUUUUGACCACUUAUCUCACUGUUUAAGGGGAGCAAUCACUGUAAUUUUUAGUUUCCCUUAGCAUGUGGAUUUACGUGGUGUUGGCAGUGUAAUGUCUUAAAUGGCUCCCCAUAGUCUAAGUCAGAGAAGCAAUCAAUCACUCACCUCAGUUUAUUUUCACAUCAAGGUCUGUUGGUCUAUAUAUAUAUAAAGGAAAAUGCACAAAAUAUCUACUAGCCCCUAAUUAAUUUUGUUGAGUAUACUGUUGAUCAUUGUUGGUUUCCUCAUGUCGAUGUGUAUGACAAAGUGGCAAAGUAUAUUUCUCUCAUUCUUUUAAAUGUUUACAAUUUCAAACUUGAAAACGUUUUUUUCUGUCAAAUUUCAUGAAAUUGUAAAUGAUUUUAAAUCAUAAAUGGAGAAAUGUCUUCACAAUUAGUGCUUGUAAGGCCAGACUUGUAGACUUAGGUUGUUUUAUUGAGUUCUGUAAUGAGUUAAAGACUUAGUUAUUGUUUAAAUGCAUUGUACUAAGACAAAAACGUUUAGCAAUUUGGUAAAUGUGCUUACAUGAAAGAAAACUUUACUUUCAACGUGAAAUCAGACACUGCAUUGAUGAUGCAUCAUUUGUCAGUAUAAGUACAGUAGUGGGAGAUUUAAAAAUACAAAAUUAGCAUUCUUGCUCUUCACUACAAAUACAGUGAAACCCUCGUAAAUCUGACCCUCAUUUACAUAUUAUAAGUAGUACAGAAGAGAACCUCUACACCAGACAUGCCUUGAAACUGGACUUUGUUCGGUGGUGUCCGGUUUAGAGGGAUUUAAUUUACAAGUAAAAACCUAAGUAGUUACUGGGUUUUACAACUGAAAGAGAUCUUUUAUUUAUAUUUUUGCUAUAAUUCUGUGAAACAGGAUUUGAAGAUUCAUAAAUUGUUGCUUUGUAUUUACACUAACGAUUGUAGUUUAUAUUAUAUACUUAAGAACUGUACAGUUAUUACGCAGUUUAUUUGUGACAUACAAGAAGAGAAAAAUUAUAAAUUAUUGCAUAAAUAGCAUUGUUUCUCCACCUUUUAGUUCAGAUGUUGUUACCUCUAUUCCCCAUCAAUAUUUUUGCUGUUUCUUUUUCAAUAAAAUCAUGGUAACAUUUUUGUCAUUUCAUAAUUACAAAGAAAAAAAAUCGUGAUCAUACAAAUAAAAGUAAAAAAAAUGAAA